Molecule: messenger RNA, 1462 nt
Organism: Cuscuta campestris
Lineage: Eukaryota; Viridiplantae; Streptophyta; Magnoliopsida; Solanales; Convolvulaceae
Source: the annotation of a GenBank genome assembly
AGUAAGGAUCGAUAUUCUUUUCUUUGUUCAAGAUUUUUAUUCACAGGAUUUUAACACUUGACGAGAUUUUGACAAGAGAUCAAGAUUCUGCAAUUCUACCUACAGCUCAGCACAAGGGGGAGUGUUGAAGGAAUUUGUAAAUUAGUGUGCUGUUGUGUAGAUAGAAUUUACUUUAUAUUGUGUAAUAAGUUGUACUGGCCUAUGGGCCUUCUCUUGUAAAACCCUACGAAGCUCUUCCAUAUAUAAGGGAGCUAUUAUCAAUAGAGAAAGACACAUCUCCCACAACAAAAUCUACAUAUUUUUGUAAGGAGCAAACGAUCAAUGCGAUGUGGGAUCGUAUCAAGGAGAAGUUCUUCACGGCGAUGAAGAAGGACGGCUCCUACCGAACCCGUGACCAACUCACUUCCAAAUGGGGCCACAUCAACAAAAAAGUCCGAAAGUUUAUGGGAGUACACGAGGAAUGCUCCCGGUCCCGGAGAAGCGGCACGAACGACGCCGAUGUUCUCCGGCUUGCCACGACCCGGUAUCAAGACGACGGGAACCAAGGCAAGGUGCCCAUCGAUCUUUGGAGGAUUUUGAGUCGUUCCCCGAAGUGGCAACCACUCAACAAUCCCGACGGCGGAUCGUUCCGGAAAAGAUCCACCGUCGACGCCGAGGUUGAGGUCGACGAGACCAUUGGUUCUACCGAUCAAAUCCCUUCCUUCAACGUUGCGGCUUCCGAUGACGAGGACCCCAUUCCACGGCCGAUCGGAAGAAAGAAGGCAAAAUCCAUUGCCUCUGGUUCGGGAGGGUCCGCCUCUGUUUCCGCUUCUCCCCGNCUUUGGAGGAUUUUGAGUCGUUCCCCGAAGUGGCAACAACUCAACAAUCCCGACGGCGGAUCGUUCCGGAAAAGAUCCACCGUCGACGCCGAGGUUGAGGUCGACGAGACCAUUGGUUCUACCGAUCAAAUCCCUUCCUUCAACGUUGCGGCUUCCGAUGACGAGGACCCCAUUCCACGGCCGAUCGGAAGAAAGAAGGCAAAAUCCAUUGCCUCUGGUUCGGGAGGGUCCGCCUCUGUUUCCGCUUCUCCCCGCGACGAAAUCGGCCUGGAAAUGGUUGAACAACUUCGGGCGUUCAAUCUCCAAGAACAGAAGAGGUUGAAGCUUAAAGAGAAGGAGUUGAAGCUAAAGGAGCAGGAGGCCGAGAUGAAAGUCAUGCAAACCGACCCCGGGACGUUGUCGGAGUUUGGAGGAAUUAUCUAUGAGCAAAGAAUGAGAGAGAUCAAGGAGAAAUAUAAUUUUCCUUAGUUUUUUUUAUUAAUGUAUCUUUUUUUUAAAUUAUUGUCGCUUUUUUUUAUUUAAUUAAUGUGUUUUUUUAUUAUUCGUGUUUCAAUUUAAUUAAAUAAAAAAUUAAGUACAUUUUAUUAAUUUAAUUUUAGAAGAUGUAUAUUUAAAAAUGUAAAAAAUGAAGGUUUGAAGCCCAG